Molecule: messenger RNA, 3096 nt
Organism: Blepharisma stoltei
Lineage: Eukaryota; Ciliophora; Heterotrichea; Heterotrichida; Blepharismidae
Source: the annotation of a GenBank genome assembly
AUGAGUUUUUCCGUGCCUAAAUAUCAGAUCAGCCCUUUGCCUUCAAGCUUGAAAUUUACCCCACAGCAAUUUGAGCAACUAAAGCACCAAAUUCAAAGCUACACCAUUCUGAACAGGGGCCAAGAGCUUUCCCAAGUUCAAAUCCAAGCAAUCCAAGGUAUAAAACUCCAAGCAUUUGACUCAUACCAGACAACUGGCUACAACACUCAAAUGAAAACAAAAUAUAACCAUUCGCAAGAUAUUAAAGAAAAAUCCAAUAGCCAACUCCACUAUGAACAAGAACCAAAAUCAAUAACUUUCUUCUAUGAGAAUCGUGCUAAAUUACUUGAAAAGUUCUUACAGUCUGACUUAGACGAAGACACCAAAAACAGAAUUUUGACUGAAAAGUUUCUGAUUGAAUUAAGGGAUCUUCAAAAUCAGACUAGAAGUGAAGUAAUAAAAGAAUGAAAAGAGCAGCCUGAUAACAACUAUGACCAAAGCCAUAGACUUCUAGAAACCACUCUUCUUGAUAGGGACUUUUUCAAGAGAAAUUUCCCAAUGUUUGAUUUUAGAGCUAAACAAGAAAACAGAAUGCUUGGAAGAUAUGACUAUGAAAUGAGAAAUGGCCAAGACACCAAAAGAAAAAACCAACAAAUGAUUUUCUUGUCAGAAGUCCUUAAUCAUCAACAAGAUUUUUUUGAUUUUCAUAGAAGAAAUCACGUAAUUUUAAUAUAGGCAAAUCUCCGCAAAAACAUAUAUGGCGGCAAAGGAUAUUUGGAUUAUUUAGACCGGCAAGAAAAGGCAAAGAGAGAUAAGGAUGAGAAAGAGAGGCUUAAAGCGCUAAAGGACAACAACAUGGAAAUUUAUGUUGAUUUGUUAGCCAAAACAAAAAAUGAGAGAUUGCUGAAAAUUUUACAGCAAACUGACAGCUUUUUAAGAGAAAUUGGAGCAAAAGUUUUACUUCAAAAGGGCGAUAAUGAAGCAGAAAUUGUGGAGCAGGCCCCAGAAGCACAAAGCGCAGGCGAAAUAAUAGCAGACAGUUUAAAGAAAUCGUCAAAAAUGUAUUAUGAAAUCACUCAUGCUGUAGUUGAAGAAAUAAAAACUCAGCCUGAAAAUAUAGAAGGAGGAAUGCUUAAAAGCUACCAGCUUAUAGGAUUGCAAUGACUGGUUUCUUUAUAUAAUAACAAUUUGCAUGGAAUUCUUGCUGAUGAAAUGGGGCUUGGGAAAACUAUACAGACAAUAGCAUUGUUUCAGUAUUUAAUUGACAAUAAAAAUAAUGAAGGGCCAUUUUUAGUCGUUGUCCCUCUAUCAGUCCUCUCGAACUGGGUAAUGGAAUUCAAAAAAUGGGCACCAAAAAUAAAAUUUAUCGUAUAUAAAGGCCCUCCAAUUCAUAGGAAAAAAUUGGUUUCUAAUGUAUUAACAAUGAAAAAGUUCAAUGUCUUAAUAACAACUUAUGAGUAUAUAAUUAAAGACAAGCAGCAGCUUAGCAAGAUAGCAUGGUCUUACAUAGUUGUAGAUGAAGGCCAUAGAAUGAAAAACUCCAAGUCAAAAUUCGCUCAGAUUUUAGGUCUUCAAUACUCCUCUGAUCAUAGAAUUUUGCUUACAGGAACUCCACUACAGAAUAACUUAAACGAGCUCUGGUCUCUUCUCAAUUUUCUGCUCCCUAAAAUAUUCCAUACACUGGACGACUUCGAAAAAUGGUUCAACAUUCCUUUUUCCAAAAUCCCAGGCGAGCAAGUCGAAUUGACUGAAGAAGAAAGCUUGCUUCUAAUUAACCGCCUCCAUCAAGUGCUACGUCCAUUUUUAUUAAGAAGGGUCAAAAAAGAUGUAGAAAAAGAGCUUCCAGAUAAAGUGGAAUUUGUAUUAAAAGUCGAGUUAUCUUCGUGGCAGAAAAAGCUUUAUAAAGAUAUACAAGAAAAAGCAUUUUUCAAUCGAGAUGGAGGACCAUGAAGGUGCAAAAGUCUUAAUAACUCAGUUAUGCAGCUUCGAAAGGUGUGCAAUCAUCCUUAUUUGUUUUUGCAUUAUGAGCAACUUCCAAUGGUGACUGAUGAAAUAUGAAGAUGUUCAGGAAAAUUUGAAACCUUAGAUAGAAUGCUGCCAAAGUUCAUAAGAAUGAACCAUAGAGUUUUGAUUUUCACCCAAAUGACUCAUUUGAUGGAUAUUAUGUCAAUGUAUUUCGAAUACAGAGGCUUCAAAUAUUUGAGGCUGGAUGGAACUACAAAACCUGAAGACAGAGACUUAAGAAUGAUGCUCUUUAAUAGCGAAAACUCCGAGUACUACAUUUUCUUACUAUCCACUAGAGCAGGAGGGCUCGGAUUAAAUUUACAAACCGCUGAUACAGUUAUCAUUUAUGACUCAGAUUGGAACCCACAAAUGGAUUUACAAGCUCAAGAUCGUGCACAUAGGCUUGGACAGAUGAAAGAGGUUCGAGUUUACAGGCUUGUAACAAACACUAAAAUUGAAGAAGCAAUUCUAACCAAAGCUGCCUACAAAAAAGACGUUGAUGCCAAAGUAAUACAGGCUGGCUUAUUCAAUACAAAGUCUACAGAGCUCGAAAGAAAUGAAAAAUUGAGAAAUCUAUUAAAAGCUGAAGAAAACGAAGAAAGUGAAGACGAGACUGAAUUUUUGACAACCCAGCAGUUAAAUGAAAUCAUUUCACGCAAUGAUGAAGAGUAUCAAAUUUAUGAGCAAAUGGACGCAGAAAUGAUGAAAAAUGAAAAUUAUAAAGAAAGGCUAAUUCAAGGAGAUAAGCUGCCGUUUUGGCUGGAAACUCAUGAAGAAGAAAUCAAUUUGGAUCAGUUCAUGUAUGGGAGAGGAAUGAGGAGGCAUAAAGAGCUUUAUUAUAGAGAAGAAAUUGAAUUAGAAAAUCAAUAUUUGGGGAUGAAGAGGGUUGGAUCGCCUAUAGAAGAUGAAAUUAAUAAAAGAGCUAAAUCGUCCUCUGAGUCAGAAGCCGGAAUUGAAAUUGGAGGGCAUGGGACAAAAAUUACAAUUUCAAGUGGAAAAAUGCUGGGAUCAAAUGAGAGCUCGUCUGAGACAAGUAUACAAGAUUUAGAAGAAGAUGAAGUUUUUAAAUCAGGGGAGGAAGAUGAGGAGGAUUAUGAAAAUUUCAAUAACUAA